AUGGGACUUUUGAAACGACGUUUCAGUAGUGUUUACACAACCGUGACGAUGACACGCAUAGUUGAAUCCCAACGUGGACAGCCACUUUUCGUUUUAGAACAUUUUAAAUAUUCUAAAGUAACUCGUCCGUUAGCUUCAGGCGAAAUAAAAUGGCGAUGUAUAAACCGCAAAUGUACAGCUUUUUUAAAAAACGUUCACCUGCAUGAACCUAUCGAGGACCAAAUACUACAACGACAAAGUGUUACCACCGUGGCCAAACGCAAAGCAACUGAGGAUACCUGCACUAGGCCAAAUAAAAUUGUUUGUAGUGCAGUUAAUAAUGUACCUGUCACGGAAGAACUACAAGUAAGUGAUAUUCGGUAUGUUAAGAGGAAUAUGUACAAUGCCAGAAGAACGUUAAUUCCUGCACUACCAAAAUCGAUCAACGAAGUACACAAGGUAUUAGAAGGUAUGGAAAUAGUGACGAAUAGAAAUACGAAUUUUUUAUUAAUUAAUGAUAUACACGAAAAAAUAAUCAUUUUUAGCUGUGAUAAAAAUUUGAAAACACUCUGCACAUCAAAAUAUAUAUAUGUUGACGGAACUUUUUCAUACUGUGCCAAGUUUUUUAAACAGAUGUUUACAAUACAUGGGCAUUACAUACCGCUUAUUUUUUGUUUAUUAGCCGGAAAAACUACAGAUACAUAUAUUUCAUGUUUAAAACUUGUUCGUGAAAAAUGUAGGGUUAUUAAUUGUGAUUUUAAACCAAUAGCCAUUAUCAGUGAUUUUGAAAAAGCCAUUCAUAACACUUGUAAUUUUAUUUGCCCAAACAUUAAAAUAUAUGGAUGCCGAUUCCACAUAACACAAGCUUGGUAUAGGAAUAUACAACAAAAUGGAUUAAGUGUAGACUACAAUACAAAAGAUUCGGAAAUAAGCAAAUGGUUGAUUCAUUGUUAUGGAUUAGUGUUCUUAGAGCCAGAAAAUGUUUCAGAAUUUUUUACUUUAACCCUAAUGGAAUUGAAACCUGAUGAUAAUCGAGUAACUAAAUUCGCAGAUUAUUUAGUCGAUACAUACAUAGGAGAAGAUUCUAUGUUUCCGCCUGAAAUGUGGGUCAGUGCAUCAGUUGAAACGUAUUUAACAACAAAUGCAUGUGAAUCAUUUCAUGCGCAUUUUAAUUCAAGUUUUAAUUCCACUCAUCUCAAUAUAUAUUCCGUCAUUUCAAAAUGA
This is a messenger RNA of Macrosiphum euphorbiae (potato aphid), 1203 nucleotides long. The record is from the annotation of a GenBank genome assembly. Lineage: Eukaryota; Metazoa; Arthropoda; Insecta; Hemiptera; Aphididae.